AACCUCCCCCUGUUGUCCCCUGGAACAGGAAGAACUAUUCUCAGCAUGGAUGCUGAUCAGGCUCAGGCAAGUGCUCACAGCCCUUACCUCAACUCAUCUAGGGCACCUUUCCAAAAUCCACAUGCAGUCCCUGCUCCCCACCACCAGCUCUUCAGCCACAAUCUCCAAGGAUGGGGCCAGGGGACAAGGUUUGGGGAAUGUGCUUCAGGUAUGUUUCAUGCGUUGCCCUUCUUGAGCUCCAAGUGGCCCCACCAAGAUGGGGGCCUGAUCUUGGUGCCUGACACCACUCUGAGAAGAGAAAGCCCUGGGGUAGACGACUGUGCCCAGCUGUAGCCUCUGGGAAAUAAAGGUCAAUGUCCGUUGCCAGGGAGGCCUCGACACCAGGUCAACUUUAUGACAGAGUCACCAAAAUAGCCAGUAGCAUUGUCAGGGGGAGAAACAGGGUUGGCCCUUUGCUGGAUUAUCCAGGGACCAGCUCUUCAUUGAGGCUUUCCCUCACUUCCUAGCCUCCUCCCUCUGGGCAGUAGUAUGUGACUCUCCGAGCUCCUAGGACUGUUACCUUGUGUCAACCACAAGUGAGCCCAGUGCCAGUCCGAUCCCAGAAUAGACAUCAGUGCCCAUCUGUGAAAGGAGCUGCCACAGCUCCACCAUCUGCAGAGGGGUGCCUCCCCAUGCAACCAAACCCCAAGAGUGAUUGUUGGUGCCGAAGGCCAAAGGCUGUCAGGUGAUAAUAUAUGGUUUACACCCGCUGUUGGGAGGACUUCCUCAGGCUUCAUCCUGGGCAGAAUAGCCUGCGUGAACCCAGAUGGCAAACCCCAACAGCCUCUUCAUCCUCCUACUGGCCCAGACCAGCUGUUUGUACAGUGAGGCCUUAAAGGGUUUAGGUCUGCACCCCACUCUGGCCACUGGCCCAUCACCCUCUUCAAUGCCCUUGACCAAAAUUCCUGGAAGCAAAGGAAACAACAUGCCACACAGGGUCUGAGUGAGCAUCUCCGGGGCCACAAAUUAAAUUAAGUUCUCAGGGCUGCCUGCCUUGUUAUUGCUAAUGGCUCCAGCCUGUCCAACCUCCCCAUCCCUACCCAGGUCCCUGUCCUGCAGAAAUUUGGGGGUUCUGGGCACCCUCUCUUGUUCCCAAACUUUGAUUAGCACGUGGGGACCUCACCAAAAAUUAGAGCUGGGCACCCCUCUUACAGAGCACCCAAAAACCCAGGUGUAGGGAGAGAGGCCUGAGCUAUGCCCCCACCUUCAUGCCCUGGCUGCAGGCAGCAGUCACGUGUGGGGCCUUCAUUAGACCCUGACAUAUAAGCUGUGGGCUCAGGGUGGCCAGAAACUCUCCAGGCAAGGAUCCAGCAAGCAGAGGUCAUGCUGACUGCAGUGCUGCUGAGCUGGGCCCUGCUGCUGACACUUCCCCCUAUGCAGGAAGCUCAGAGGGGCUUGGCCCCUCUGGAAGGCAUCAGAAGGCCUGACCAGGCCCUGUUCCCAGAGCUGCCAGGCCUGGGCCGGCAGCCUCCACUGAAACGGACAAGUGCAGAACAGUCCAUAGAAGCUCUGCUACAGGAGGCUGAGGCCUUGACAGAGGUACUAGAUCCGGAGGGCCGCGAGCCACGCUCCCCGCGACGCUGUGUAAGGCUGCAGGAGUCCUGUCUGGGACACCAGGUAUCGUGUUGCGACCCAUGUGCCACAUGCUACUGCCGUUUCUUCAACGCCUUCUGCUAUUGCCGCAAGCUGGGUACUGCCACGAUCCCCUGCAGCCGUACCUAGCGGGCCGACAUGGGGUCGAGGCUGAACAGGGGUAGCGAAUAAAGGUUGGGACCAACCCCAA
Molecule: messenger RNA, 1822 nt
Organism: Neofelis nebulosa (Clouded leopard)
Lineage: Eukaryota; Metazoa; Chordata; Mammalia; Carnivora; Felidae
Gene: AGRP
Product: agouti related neuropeptide
Exons: 5
Coding region: 1363-1761 (132 amino acids)
Biological process (GO): positive regulation of feeding behavior; adult feeding behavior; neuropeptide signaling pathway
Cellular component (GO): extracellular region
Molecular function (GO): neuropeptide hormone activity; type 1 melanocortin receptor binding
Source: RefSeq, a predicted model, not a curated record